AUGGAGAAAAGGGCUCGGAGCUCCUCCAGAGAGGCCCACGGGAGAGGCAGCGGGUCCUCCCACAAAGAGAACAAGAGGGCGAAGGCCGAGAGGGGCGGCAGAGGCCGCGGGCGCCGGGACGCCGGGCCGGAGCAGCCGGCCCUCGGGCGGGCAGGGAGCCCGAGUGAGCCCCGAGCGCCUGCAGCCACCGUGGUGGACGUGGAUGAGGUCCGGGGCUCUGGCGAGGAGGGCACCGAGGUGGUGGCGCUGCUGGAGAGCGAGCGGCCUGAGGAAGGUACCAAGUCUUCCAGUUUAGGGGCUUGUGAGUGGCUUCUUGUCCUCACAUCCCUGCUCUUCAUCAUUGUGACCUUCCCUUUUUCUAUCUGGUUCUGCAUAAAGGUUAUACAGGAGUAUGAGAGAGUAAUUAUAUUCCGACUGGGACAUCUGCUUCCUGGAAGAGCCAAAGGCCCUGGCCUUUUCUUCUUUUUGCCCUGCCUGGAUACCUACCACAAGGUUGACCUUCGCCUCCAAACCUUGGAGAUACCCUUUCACGAGGUUGUAACCAAAGAUAUGUUUGUAAUGGAGAUAGAUGCCAUCUGCUACUACCGAAUGGAAAAUGCCUCUCUUCUCCUAAGCAGUCUUGCUCAUGUGUCCAAAGCGGUCCAAUUCCUUGUGCAAACCACCAUGAAGCGUCUCCUAGCACAUCGAUCCCUCACUGAAAUUCUUCUAGAGAGGAAGAGCAUUGCACAAGAUGUAAAGGUUGCCUUGGAUGCAGUGACCUGUAUUUGGGGAAUCAAAGUGGAGAGAACAGAAAUUAAGGAUGUGAGGCUGCCAGCCGGGCUGCAGCACUCGCUGGCGGUGGAGGCCGAAGCACAGAGACAGGCCAAAGUGCGGAUGAUCGCUGCGGAAGGGGAGAAGGCUGCGUCCGAGUCCCUGAGGAUGGCAGCCGAGAUUCUGUCAGGCACUCCAGCUGCCGUUCAGCUUCGGUACCUCCACACCCUGCAAUCCUUGUCCACAGAGAAACCGUCCACAGUGGUUUUACCUUUGCCAUUUGAUUUGCUAAAUUUCCUGUCUUCUCCAAGCAGCAGAACUCAAGGAAGCAUCCCUUUACCAAAUCCUUCCAAACCUGUUGAGCCACUGAACCCUAAAAAGAAAGACUCUCCCAUGUUAUAG
Messenger RNA from Mesoplodon densirostris (Blainville's beaked whale), 1152 nucleotides. It is a transcript of the gene NPHS2, whose product is annotated as NPHS2 stomatin family member, podocin. Gene Ontology annotation, cellular component: plasma membrane. The record is from RefSeq and is a predicted model, not a curated record. The coding region runs from base 1 to 1152 and encodes 383 amino acids. The transcript is spliced from 8 exons. Lineage: Eukaryota; Metazoa; Chordata; Mammalia; Artiodactyla; Ziphiidae.